Molecule: messenger RNA, 7564 nt
Organism: Hipposideros armiger (great roundleaf bat)
Lineage: Eukaryota; Metazoa; Chordata; Mammalia; Chiroptera; Hipposideridae
Gene: EPM2AIP1
Product: EPM2A interacting protein 1
Exons: 2
Coding region: 106-1932 (608 amino acids)
Biological process (GO): positive regulation of glycogen biosynthetic process
Source: RefSeq, a predicted model, not a curated record
GGUGAUCUGGCGCAGAGCGGAGGAGGUGCUUGGCGCUGGCUCUUGCUCCGCCCCGCUCCCUGCGGCCGCCCGGAGGUUGGCCCCGCUCUUGUGCCCUCCAGUAGAAUGUGGAUGACACCCAAGAGGAGCAAGAUGGAAGUCGAGGAGGCUCGGGGUUUUCGGCCCGAGUGGACCCAGCGUUUCUUGGUGGUAGAGCCUCCGGAGGGCGAAGGGGCCCUGUGCCUGGUCUGUGGCCACCUCGUCGUAUCCCUCUGCGAACGCGACGUCAGGCGCCACUACGAGGCCGAGCACCACUACUACGAGCGGUAUGUGGAGGAGGGCGAGCGCGCGGCCCUGGUGGAGCGUCUGCGUCAGGGCGACUUGCCCGAGAUCCCCCCGCUCACUCCCGAGGAGAGAGCUGCUCGUGCAGGCCUCGGGCUCGCCCGCCUCUUGGCCUUGAAGGGUUGCGGCUGGGGUGACGGGGACUUUGUAUACCAGUGCAUGGAGGUGAUGCUGAGAGAUGUGCUGCCGGAUCAUGUAAGCGCCAUCGGUGGCAUUGAUUUAUCUCCAGACAUCGUCCGGCAGAGGGUCCUGAACAUUAACGAGAACCUACGCAGUCAGCUUUUUAACCGAGCCAAGGACUUUAAAGCCUAUUCCCUUGCCUUGGAUGACCAGGCUUUUGUCGCCUAUGAGAACUACCUCCUGGUUUUUGUCCGCGGUGUGGACCAGGACUUGGAGGUGCAAGAAGAGCUUCUGACCAUAGUCAACCUGACUCAUCACUUCAGCGUCGGUGCCCUCAUGGCGGCAAUCCUUGAGGCCCUGCAAACAGCAGGGCUUAGCUUGCAGCGAAUGGUCGGAUUGACCACGACCCACACUCUGAGGAUGAUUGGUGAGAACUCAGGACUGGUGUCAUACAUGAGAGAAAAGGCUGUAAGCCCCAACUGUUGGAAUGUCAUUCAUUAUUCGGGAUUUCUUCACUUGGAACUGUUGAGCUCAUACGAUGUCGAUGUUAAUCAGGUCAUAAAUACCGUGUCCGAGUGGAUAGUUUUGAUUAAGACAAGAGGCGUUAGGCGACCUGAAUUUCAGGCUUUACUCACUGAAUCCGAAUCGGAGCACGGCGAAAGGGUUAAUGGACGAUGUCUGAACAACUGGCUUAGAAAAGGGAAAACUUUAAAAGUAAUAUUUGCCCUAAGGAAAGAGAUAGAAGCGUUCUUGGUUUCAGUAGGGGCAACAACCGUCCAUUUCACAGACAAACAAUGGCUUUGUGACUUUGGCUUCUUGGUGGAUAUUAUGAACCACCUUCGAGAUCUCAGUGAACUGUUGCGAAUCAAUAAAGUCUUUGCGGCUGCUGCCUUCGACCAUAUUUGUACCUUUGAAGUUAAGCUGAAUUUACUUCAGAGACAUAUUGAGGAAAAAAAUCUAACACACUUUGCUGCCCUCAGAGAAGUUGUUGAUGAGCUUAAACAGCAUGUUAAAGAAGAUGAAAAAAUACUCGAUCCUGAUCGAUAUCAAGUGGUGAUCUGUCGCCUACAAAAAGAAUUUGAGAGACAUUUCAAGGACCUCAAGUUCAUUAAAAAGGACUUAGAACUUUUUGCAAAUCCAUUUAACUUUAAACCUGAAUAUGCACCUAUUUCAGUAAGGGUGGAGCUCACAAAACUUCAGGCAAAUACUAACCUCUGGAAUGAAUACAGAAACAAAGACUUGGGACAGUUCUAUGCUGGAUUGCCUGCUGAAUCUUACCCGAUUAUCAAAGGGGUUGCCUGUAAAGUGGCAUCCUUGUUUGAUAGCAGCGAAAUCUGCGACAAGGCGUUUUCAUAUUUGACUCGAAACCAACACAUUUUGAGCCAGCCAUUGACAGAUGAGCAUCUCCACGCGCUGUUUAGGAUUGCCACAACUGAAAUAGAGCCACACUGGGAUGCUCUUGUGAGAGGAAGAAACCAAUUGAAUCCAUAAGCCUUUGUAGUACAGCAUUGAGACAGGAAUCCACUUCUAAAAGCAAACAUGUCUGAUUUUUCAAGUUUACUAAUUUGGAUCAUGGGAAAGCACCAAGUUCGUUCAUCCCAAUUAAUCAAGAUUCAAAUUCUUCUGACUGUUUUUUUUUUCCAACUCAAGAGACAGCAUGCAACUGAAACAUGCGAACACCUGUUUUAGAACUUAAUGACAAAGUCAUUGUCUUUUGAUUUUAUGGUAUAAUUGUUUUUAAAGAGGUUUAGUGCUGAUAAUCUGAGUUGAAUUAGAAGUAUUUCGAAGAAAUUUUUGCUUUUAUUUUAACAAAGUGUUAAAAUUCUGAUGCACAGAGUCUGAAAUUAUUGUAUCAACUUCUUAAAUGUAUGCUUAAGCCAAUUUGCAGAAACUCUCAUAGCAAUUCAAGAGUUUCUGAAAAGGAAGAGCGUACAUUCAGUGGAAGUAUUUUGUCAAGCUAUCAAAGUGUUUUAAAACUUUUUUUUUUCAACAUUUCUGAGUCUGAGGUAAAGAUUAAGAUUGCCUCCCUCUCGCCUCCUCCUUCCCCACCCCAGCGAUAAUGAUUAUUACUAAUAGAGGAAGUAAUCAAAUAAAAUUUUAGAAGCAAGAUUAUUUUUAAAUUGCUGGUUAGAAAACUUCCUGCAAUUUGGAGAUCAGAGUAACCAAAUAUUGGUUUGCCCCGAAUUUUUCACAAUUGGGUGCUGUUUUACCAGCUUGCCUAUUAAAGGACUAUGGUAAGUAUAGACUCUUAAUGAUUGCCCAUUAGUAAUUCUUUUUUCUAUUGUAGACAGAAGUUUGGCCUUGUCGAUGAGGAUGAGGAAAAAAGAUUUUUCCACACAAGGAUCAGGAGGUGUGAGAUAUUUUAGCUUAUUUGUCCUAUGUGCGUGGGUGUAUAACUUGCUUUAUAAAGAAACCCUGCUCAAAGGGAACCUUUUAUUUUAUAGUGAUAUAUUAUCAGAUUUUGUUAGCUGCUGGAAAUGAAUUUAUUAUAGAAUUUGAAACUGUGUCCCCCGCCCCCUCCCCAUUCUGUAUUUAAGACUGCACAGGUAGAAAUAUUUAACACUCUAGAAGGAGCUUUAUUCACAGGUUGUAGCAAUUUCAUAUUUCUUGUGAACCAUCAUCUGCUUUGUGCUAAAACAGUAAUUUUCAAACUUAACGUUAACCAUGAAAAGGGAAUCUUACAGUAAAGCCAAAUACGCAAAAUGAUUUAAAAACAGGACCCAACUUUAGAUCCUCUUAAGUACAAUCUGAAAACUUGUGCUAGAGUCCUGUCUUAACUAUUGUAACACGUUAUUCUGUGGUCAGUAAUCCAGCAAAUUCAAGGAACCAGGAUACAACCAAGAAUUUAGAAGGAGCUGAUACCUGAGCAAUGAAAAUAGAUGUCAUGAGAGCCCAAGCACAAAAAUUGUGUUAGUGGUUCUCAACCAGAGGCAGUAACCCCUUUUUCCAGAGGCUGUUAGGAAACAGGGGACUUUGGUUGUCACAUUUACUGGGGCGGGGGAGGGGGGGUUCUGCUGGCAUUUAAGUGCAUAGGACAGCCUGGCACAAUGAGGAAUUAUCCCUCUCAAAGUGCCAGUAGACCCCCAGUGUGUAUUAUUUUAUUUUGAGGGACAAAGAAAAUUACCGGUAGAAACAAAAUUAGAAGUUCAGGUUGGGCAAACUGACAAUGCUUGAUAGAGGGAGACUAAUUCCAACAUUCUAAGUUUGGCUGGUAAGGUGCAGUAAAGGUCUUGAUAGGUUCUGGUACCUCACAGUAGCAUUUAUAAGUCAGUAAUUGAUAUUGAACCAGGUUAAAGGCUCUGUUCUGUUGUGGGUAAUGAGUUGAAGGCAGAAGAGCAAGUGUUAAAUAUUAAGAUACUUAUCAAGAACGGUCAAGGUGAGAUUUUGGUUAUUAGGGAGUAGGCUUAAAUGUUUGGAAAAACACAGUGAAAAACCAACCAAAUGAAACUACCGGUAAUUUCCCAGUGGUUUGGAGUAUUCUCUGUCAUGCAAGUGCUUUGUUGAAAGAACAAUUGCAGACCUGAAAGCUGCUCUGCUUUCCAACCCCUGUUCCCUCCAAGUAUUGAAGUAUUGUGAAGUUCUAGUAUAUAUUUUGCUUAAGUAAUAAUGAAAUUAGUUUGCAUCAUAUACUAACUGAGGGAGGGGGUUGGGGGUGGGAAUAUAAGCCAAGGAUUUUAAAUUCAUCUCGAAUAAUAGAGAAUUUACUAUAAACUAGUCUUGUUUGUAAAAAAAGAAAAAAGUGUGUAUUUUACUGUUUUCUGUAUUAAGUAAUUCUGUAACUGCAUGGGAGUCUUGUUUUUUAAAUAUUUUUUAUAAAAUAGUUGUUACUGGUCCUGUUGUAUCAGUGAAUAUAGUUAAAAUAAGUACUAUUUUUAAAAAGCUCUUUAUCUCCCUGUAUCUCCCAUUCCUACUGGUUUUCUUGAAAGAUGUGUAUGUAUUUGCAGUCUCCUGUAUUACCACUCAAACUGCUCUCCCCGGCUCACAAAGUCCUUGUCAAUAUUUUUACCCUGUGAUACCACUGACCACUUUCCUUGAAAUACUUGUUUGCUUUGGCUUCAGGGAGAUAACAUCUCCAUGUAUGCUUGCUUAGUCUUCUUUGCAGGUACCUCUUUCCCUUAAAUAUCUGUGUUUUGGGGAUUUUUAAACUUUUGAGACUAUCUUCUUCACAUCAUCUCUUAGCUUUUCAUCUGCCAUGGCUUCAGUUACCACCUGUAUGCAAAUGACUCCCAAAUUCGUAUCUCCUUUCUAUACCUAUGCUAAUUCAUAUAUCUAAUUGCUAUCUUUGCUGUCUCAGGCACCACAGCAUGUCGUUGGUGUUGCCCUCAAACCUGCUUCUCCUCUCAUCUUCCCUCUUUUAGUAAAUGGCAAUACCACUACCAACCAUUCACUUGCCCUUGCCCAAGCCAAAAACUGACUUAUCCAUGACUUCUCCCUCUUCAUCCAUCACAUCUACUCACAAAAUCCUUUCUGUUAAGUCUACUGUCUAAAUUUUUCUCAACUCCCCAGUGCUACUAUUCUUAUUCAGGCCAUCAACCUACCUAAGUGAUAGCAACAACCUCCUGAUUAGUUUCUCUUUCUCUGAUUUUGUUCCCUUUCCACCCUACAGCCAGAUUGUUCCAAAAGACAUAUCUGGUCAUGUCACUCCACUGCUAUCACUAUAUUCUUAGGAUAACACACAAUUUCUAUUCAUCUUUCGGGUCUCACUUUAUAUACCACUUCCUCUGGGAAGCCUUCACUGAUGCCCUCUAGACUAGGCGCCCCUACCACACACUCCCUAAAUACCCUGUUCUUGCCCAACCAUACACUUAACACACUUUAAUGUUACUUCUCAUUAAUCACUGCUAGACUGUAAGCUUUGUGAGGGCAGGGACCAUAUUAUUAUGCCUUGCUCACUGUUCUAUCUCUAGUGCUUAGCACGAUGCCUGGCAUUUCAAUAAAUGUUUGGAUGAAUAAAUGUUUGUGUAGUGUUUUAUACUCUUUGAAGCCCUUUCACAGUCUUAUUUCCCUUCACAGUGGUCCUGCCUUAGAGUGCUCGCUGGGUAAUUGUUAUCCACAUAUUACAAAUUAAGGAAUGAAACUAAGUUCUUUGUGACUAGGCAUCUCACUGUGUUCCCAGAAUUGAGCUCAGUGCUUGUACUAAGUAGUAAAGCCAAGAUUCAAACCCAGGUAUACUCACAUAAAUCCACUAUGUAAUAUUAAGUCUUUAUCACUUUGAUAUAAAGGCUUAAUUUUUUAAUUGCCAAAGUCAGACAUCCAAAAGAACUUGGAUGAAAAAGAUAAGAACAACUGUUUAGUGGACUAAAACAAUAAUUAAUUAGAAAGUUACAUUCAGUAUCAGAAAAAGAUAGUGCUGCUUAAGAGUUAAUAUCCAUUUUCCUCUUGUCAGCAUCAACUGUAGGAGAAUAUGGCAUACUCAUACUAUUUACAGAUGGUUUCUGAUCUUCUGGGAUUUAAAAACUGUCCUCAUCUUCUUCCCAAGGAAGAGGACCCAAAAGUGACAUCUGGUCAACACGUACUUCCUUGAUUUGCUGUAUUUCUUUGGUUUCUUGUUUGCAAGCCUCUCUGAACUUAAUUUCUGGGUAACUGGAACCUUCAGACUUCAUGGGAGAGCCACGCCUUUAGUCUCUCUCACUGAGCCAUUUUGUCCAAUUGAAGGGAUUCACCAGCAUUAUACUCUUAGUUGGAUUUGAGUCUGAAGCACAUUAACUCAGAGAUCUUAACAGGUGUGAUUGUCAUCCAGUGAUUCCAUCCUUGCUGCAACACUGGAUUUUAAUCAAACUGGAUUAAAGCAUUUCUCAUGUUUAUCUUUUUGUAAUUGAGAAGUAGCCUUAUCCUACUCAAUGGGUAAUGGAAUUCGUGAACUCUGUUCUCUAGCAUUUCUGGUUGCAAAUUGAUGAAUUCUUUUCUGAGUUCAUCUCUCUCCUGUGCAUUUUGUCAAAUACAACCCAUGGCAACCAUAAAAUAUUUUUUUCUUUUUUAGUAAAGGGUACAUUUUCUGCUUUCCAGCUUCUCUCAAGGGACAGUUCUCACCCAUCUGUAACUUGAAUUGCCCCUCCGUAAGUUAUUUCUUCCAUCUUCCAAUAGCAGUGUCCUGAAUGCCUGCCAACCAAGCCAAUGUUCAGUAUUUUAGGCUUUUUGAAAACUGAAUCAGUUUCUGUAUCAGGAUAGGUUAGGUUGCCAUACAGUAAUAACCCCAAAAUCUCAAUGUCUCACACAACUUUUCUCUCCCUUGGGCAGGGACUUUGCUGUAGGUCAGGGGUCAGUCAGGCAAAUCUGCUUGUUUCUGUAAAUAAAGUUUUAAUGGAAGACAGCCUUGCCCAUUUACUUGUGUAUUGUCUGACUGCUUUUCUCUAUAAUCACAGACUUGAGUAGUUGUGACACAGUAUAUGGCCCACAAAGUCUAAAAUAUUUACCGUGUGACCCUUUACAGAAAACAUUAACUGAUCCCUGCUCUGAGUUGUCCUCAUUCUGGGACUCAGGCUGACCAAGGGGGUACCAUAUAGGGUGAGGCUGCUCAUUUUGGGAAAUGAAGAGUGUGGCACAUCACUCACAGGCUCUUAAAGCCCUUUCAUUGGCUAAAGUCACUCGCAUGGCCACACUGAAGUCUAAGGGGCGUAAUCCUUCCACAUGCCUCAGAGGAAAACCAGAAACACUCUGAAGACAAAACCACUGAUUAACACAUGGUUAUGGCUCUCAAUUUAGAGAAUUUCUUUCAAAAUAUUUCUUUUUUAUUGAGAUAAAACUUAUAUUCAAUAAAAUGUUCAAAUAUUAAGUGUAUAUCUCUGGAUUUAUGUGUAUACCCUUGAACCCAUCACCCAGAUCAAGAUACUGAGCAUCUAGCAUCCCAGUAGGUACCCUGUGUCCCUCCCACACAGUUAAUCACUAUUCUGAACUUGAUCACCAUGGAUUACUUUUGUCUGUUUUAAAACCUAAUGUAAUAAUUAUAUGGACUCUUGUGUCUUUUGUUCAACACUGUGUUGCAUGUAGCAGCAGUUCAUUUUUUACUUCUGUGUAGUAUUCCUUUGUAUGACUUUAUCACAAUUUAUGAAUCCAUUCUAGUAUUGGUAGAAAUUUUGAUUGUUUCCAGUUGUGGUUAUGAAUAAAGUUGUUAUGGACAUUUUUG